CCGUCAAGGGCGGACAUCAGGCCACCACCAAAAACGAACAGAAAGAGAACAAACAAACAAACAAAAUUCCUACUCCGACGAAAAUUCAAUCGAAAAACAUUUUCCCGAAUCCUCACGCCUCUGAUCUUCUUUCCGUCUGUCAUCUCUCUGUUUCCGCCCGACGCCUGUGGACGGUGGCUGACUGAAUCGAAUCAAGCUUCCAUGGAUCCCUAAUUUGUCUUCCGCAUCCGAUUCUUGGUUGUUUUUUAGGAGGUUCGUCUUUUGAUCCGAUUGGAUCUUUGAUUAGUUUGUUAAGAGCGUUUUUCCUCCUGAAUUCGAUUCCAUUUUUCCGAUUUCAAGUUUAAAAUACCGGGGAGACGGACUGCGAUGACUAACGGUGAGGUGCCUGGAGGCGGGUGCGUCCCGUUGGGAACAACUGGCUCUCAUGAUCCGUUAAAUUUGUCCCCGGCGAAGUCGGAAGCGGGUGAUCUGUCGCCGGGUUCGUUGUCGGAGUACUCGUCGUGUGGGGAGUCGGAGUUCGAGAGGUAUUGUAGUGCAAACUCGGUGAUGGGGACACCCAGUAUGUGUAGCUCGCUUGGACCGGCCAACGAUUAUCUGGAGUCUGAGUUUGGUUCUCUCAGGAGUUUGGAGAAUUUUAGUUUGGGAGGGGGGAUUGAUAGGGAUGUGGAAGGACGGAAGCUGUCGGAUUCUGGUGUUGAUUGUUUGAAAAGGGGAGCGGUUGAUGUGGGGGAUGAUAGCCGUGGAGUGGGAUUUCAUGGUGGUGGAAGGGUGCUUGGAGAGACUAGUGGACUGACUGGAAAAGUGGAAGGUUGGCAAGAUGGUGUUCAUGAGGGUAAUGGUGAGGCUGGUAGUGAUGAUGCGCUUGGGAAGAUGGUGAGUGAGGGAAAUGAUGGUUUCUUAAGUGGGUUGGAGUCGGAGAUGCAUUUAAAGUCUUACAAAGAGAACGUAGGGUUAGAAGGGGAGGGCAAUGGGGAUUCUGAUGAUGAGGAUGAUUCCAUGUAUGGCUGUGGUUCAGAUGAUGAGAAUAGGAAGAAUUUGUAUGUCCAGGGAAAAGUACAAUAUAGCAAGGACGUAACAGUAGACAGCGAGAAUCCAUUGCUCAUCAAUUCGUCUGUAGCUUUUGGUUCAGAUGAUUGGGAUGAUUUUGAGCCAGAAAUCGCUGGUGGUAAUCUAGCUUCUCUUACCCUGGAUGAAUUUCAGGAGCGGCAUGGACAAGAAUUAGGAGCUCAAAGAAUGUUUCUUAGUUCCAUGCCCAUGACUGGGGCAGCGGUUGCUGGUCCAACUGAGGUGGGUGGACUUGUGACAGAGGCUCUCACUUGCAGUAAACGAAUUGCAGGUUUUGGAUCUGAUGAAGAUAUUGGUGGCUGUUCUCUGGCUCCUAUAUGUCUUCAGAAGUCUGAACCAGAGCAAUUGGAAGGGGUGAGAGAUAUUUCUGUAGCCAGUUGCCAGCUCAAAGUAACUGAUGGACUGUCCAAGGAUCAUAGAAGCUCAUCAUCUGUUGCAUCUGAUCUUUCAAGCAUUUGUGGACUAGACCAAGAGGAUGUUAGGGAUCACAGUCUUUCUUAUAAAAAUGGGGUUACUAACGUCACAGCCGAGCUUUUUAAGGACAGUUCAAUAAGUGAUUUGCAUGAGCUGGAGCUUGAUCCACUAGAUGGAAAAGUUUUUGCAGGGCUACAAUCGGAGAAUUUAAGUUCUGACAAGCAAAUGGAAUCCCAAUAUAUGAGCAGGGGGGACAUCGGUUUUAUGAGUGAUCACAAAGUCUCACAAAAUCUAGAGACUAAGAGUGUCGAAGUAAAAGUUGAUCCUCCCCUCACUCAUCAUUCUAAAUAUUCUGGGACACCUUACUUUGAAGAUCAUGAAUGGACCUCCACUCAUUCAGCAGUUCAGGAUAACAGUGGUGAAACAUCCAAAGUCACUUCAGACUUGACAGUUACCUCCGAUUAUCAUCGAAUGAAGAUUGAGACAGGAAACCUUGAGCUCAAUGAAUUUUAUGAUGAGAUUGUCAAUGAGAUGGAAGAAAUCCUUCUUGAUUCCCAUGAAUCUACAAGGCCGAAGUUCCUCCAGGGUAACUACAGUUUUCACUCACAACUAAGUUUGCCACAAAGAGAUGGUGGAAGAACUGCCUCAACUUCUGGAUCAGUUGAUACUUACUCAUUAACCAAGCAGUUGCAGAGAAUUCAUGGAGCUGAUGUGAUAGGUGCAAAGCAAAAGAGAGGAGAUGUCUCAUUCAGUGAAAGAUUGGUCGGGGUCAAAGAGUACACAGUUUAUAUUAUAAGGGUGUGGAGUGGUACAGAUCAAUGGGAGGUUGAACGUAGAUACCGAGAUUUUCUGACACUGCACCGUCAGCUCAAAUCAUUAUCUGCUUAUCAAGGCUGGUCUCUACCUUUGCCCUGGUCAUCUGUGUGGAAGGAACCCACAAAAUUGUUUGGCAGUGCCUCUCCAGAUGUUGUUUCUGAGAGAAGUGCUCUAAUUCAGGAGUGUUUGCAUUCAAUUCUACAGCCUGGGCUCUUUUCUAGUCCUCCCAGUGCAUUGUUUUGGUUUUUGUGUCCUCACGAUUCCUUGCCUAGUUCUCCUGCGUCGGAAACACAAGUAACUGGUUCUACAAUUUGGAAUGGUGGGGAAACUUCAGGAAGUCUAGCCAGUUUUGGGAAGACAAUAUCACUGGUUGUUGAAAUUCUGCCUCAGAAAUCUAUGAAACAGUUGUUAGAAGCACAGUAUGAUACUUGCGCUGGAUGCCACAAGCAUUUUGAUGUCGGUAAAACACUUAUUCGUGAUUUUGCCCAGACCCUUGGCUGGAGAAAGCCUCGGGUAUGUGAAUACACUGGUCGAUUAUUUUGUUCUUCUUGCCAUACAAACGACACUGCAGUUUUGCCAGCACGAGUACUUCAUUAUUGGGAGUUCACCGAAUAUCCAGUCUCUCAGAUGGCUAAGUCCUUCCUGGAUUCCAUACACGAUCAGCCAAUGCUCUGUGUCAGUGCCGUUAAUCCUUUCCUGUCCUCCAAGGUACCGGUCUUGCGCCAUGUUAUGAGUGUCAGGAAGAGAAUAGGAAGCAUGCUUCCUUUUCUUCGCUGCCCAUUCCGCAGGACCAUAAACAAGGGACUUGGUUCUCGAAGAUAUCUUCUUGAAAGCAAUGACUUUUUUGCACUAAGAGAUCUCAUUGAUCUCUCCAAAGGAGCAUUUGCAGCCCUCCCUGUCAUGGUUGAAACAAUGUCCUCCAAAAUCCGCGAGCAUAUAACAGAGCAAUGCCUUGUAUGCUGUGAUGUGGGAAUCCCUUGUGGUGGUCGUCAAGCUUGCGAUGACACAUCUUCACUCAUUUUUCCCUUCCAGGAAACUGAGAUUGAGAGGUGCUCCUCCUGUAACUUGGUGUUCCAUAGAUCCUGCUUCAGAAAGCUUCCAACCUGUUCUUGUGGAGCACGCCUGGGAGGCACUGAUGCUGUGAUUCUGGCUAGCAGAUCAAUCCAACCACAGGUCCAUAACAGAUCGCUGGGAAGAUCAACAUCCGGUUCAACUGCUCGGUUACUCUCUGGACUGUUCUCAAGGGGAAAGGCACACAAGGCGAGUGAUCGCAAGGACAGUGACCCUGUGAUCCCGAUGGGUUCUUUGCCUACUUCAGCACUUCUUGACAACCUUUAAGGCAUCAUCAGCUGAUUGAACUCCAAGUAACCAUCUAUCAAAGUAAGCAAAAAAAAAAUUAGGCUGGUUGAAAGAACUCCAUUUUAUUUUUGAAAUCCAAACUUUCUGGGUGCAUUCUUUGUUAAGAUUUUCCACUUGUCUUUUCUGUCGCCAUUAGAAAAUAAAAGGAACAAUUAGAUACGAAUUGUAAACCAUCAAACUCAGUUUUGAAAAGGCAUCAGAUCCUUGUUCAGAAGAAUGAAAUUUGGAGGGGGAAAAAAUGGAAACUGAUAAAGAAGAAGGAAGAUCUUCAGAUCCCUUUCUGCCAUGUCGCCUGCAAUUUUGCUUGCUGCUUUUGUUUAACUUUUCCUAACAAUGGUAUGCAUCCGAAAGAGAAGAAAGAAAAGAGAGAGUGUCUGUCUGUUCGUUUCUUUCUUUGCACUCUGCCCUGUUUUCAUACAAGUACAAUACGAGCU
Molecule: messenger RNA, 4088 nt
Organism: Linum tenue
Lineage: Eukaryota; Viridiplantae; Streptophyta; Magnoliopsida; Malpighiales; Linaceae
Source: the annotation of a GenBank genome assembly